AUGGAGCCUGACUUGACACUUGUACCCGCUCUUCCCCUGCCUGUAACGAUUGACAAAGAGACACAAGCAAAGAUGAUCGAGGAGGACCUCGACAUCCGAGAUCCUUUGACACGCGAAUGCGUGGAACAAACUAUCCUUGCUAGUUUUGAGCGGCUGGAGGCCUCGAUUGCUGCGAUGGGUGAGCCGCAACGUGACUUAGACAAUGACCUGGAUGUGAAGCCCGACCCCGUCAAGCUGGAGCUGCUUAAGCUAGAGGAGCGCGUCUUUGAAGGAGGACGCGCUUCGUUUAGAGACCUUCUUGCCCGCGACGAGUAUAUCAUUGCGGCCGCCAAGUGCUACGGUAUUGCUCCAAAUGACAGAAUUAAGGACAUUAUUGAGGCCGACUUGCAUCGCGUUCAGUUCACCAUCAAGCUUGACCGAGUUCCAAGCGUGGCGAGAGACAGGAUUCGUGGAGGUAUCUCAGGCAAGGCUCAUGCACCCCAGAAGGUUUCGAUCAAGCGUUUUUGUCCCGCGAAGAUCGUUGCUACUGAGACGCUGAAGGGUAUCAAAGCGGGAACUCUGGUGAUCGACCUCUACUACCAUCACGCCCACGACCUUGCGAGUCUAGAGAAUAUCGGCACGCGACAGAGGUCGGACAGGAUCAAGGCAACCGUCAAAAGCCUGCUGUUGCAAGGUUCGUCCAUCAAGAACGUUAUGGAGAGGCUGAAAAUGAAGUAUGCCAGAUUCAUGGAGGUUAUCAGGGGAAACGACCAGCGGCUCUCUCAAGAUGACUUUGUCACGUACGAGGACGUGUACAACAUCUGGUACAAUAUAUACAAUGAGAUGACGCGGAAGGACCCAGACUUGGGUCUGUUGGCGUUAGCUCCCCAGGUAGACCAAGGGCAGCAGGACUUGCAACAGGACUUGCAGGAGGAGGAGGAGCCUGUCCCAGGGCAUGGCCUUUCUUACUAUCUCGAUCGGAUCAUCAGUCUGGAGACCCUUCGAGACAAGAGCCAGACCAUACCUCAUGAGUCGCAACUUUGUGCACUGCUUGAUAGAUUCCUUACCAUCUAA
Molecule: messenger RNA, 1053 nt
Organism: Linnemannia hyalina
Lineage: Eukaryota; Fungi; Mortierellomycota; Mortierellomycetes; Mortierellales; Mortierellaceae
Source: the annotation of a GenBank genome assembly